Elephantulus edwardii (Cape elephant shrew) is the source of this 816-nucleotide messenger RNA. RefSeq names its product protocadherin-15-like. Gene Ontology annotation, molecular function: cadherin binding; calcium ion binding. The annotation marks the transcript as partial. Gene Ontology annotation, cellular component: catenin complex; stereocilium; adherens junction. The record is from RefSeq and is a predicted model, not a curated record. The transcript has 6 exons. Lineage: Eukaryota; Metazoa; Chordata; Mammalia; Macroscelidea; Macroscelididae. Gene Ontology annotation, biological process: homophilic cell-cell adhesion; inner ear development; sensory perception of sound.
AUGGAAAAGAAUGUGGCACCAGGAAUACAAGAAGACUUGGCAGCAACAACCUAUGUUACACAGAUGUUACAUCUUGCUUCAAGUAUACUUGCAGGAGGUACCAUUAUAGUGGACAACAUGCUGAUCAAAGGGACUGCUGGAGGACCAAAUCCCACCAUUGAACUCUCUUUGAAGGACAAUGUGGAUUACUGGGUGUUGCUGGAUCCUGUGAAACAAAUGCUUUUCCUAAACAGCACUGGCAGAGUUCUGGAUAGAGACCCACCAAUGAACAUACACUCUAUUGUGGUACAAGUCCAGUGCAUCAACAAAAAGGUGGGCACUGUUAUCUACCAUGAAGUACGUAUCGUGGUGAGAGACAGGAAUGACAACUCGCCCACGUUCAAGCACGAGAGCUACUAUGCUACUGUGAAUGAGCUCACUCCAGUUGGCACCACGAUAUUUACAGGGUUUUCAGGAGACAAUGGAGCUACAGACAUAGAUGAUGGCCCAAAUGGACAGAUAGAAUACCUUAUUCAAUAUAACCCCAACGAUCCGACCUCCAAUGAAACCUUUGAAAUUCCUCUCAUGCUGACUGGAAAUGUAGUAUUAAGGAAAAGGCUCAACUAUGAAGAUAAAACUCGUUACUUUGUCAUCAUCCAAGCUAAUGACCGUGCACAAAACCUGAAUGAACGGCGAACCACCACCACCACGCUCACGGUGGAUGUUCUGGAUGGAGAUGACUUGGGGCCAAUGUUCCUUCCUUGUGUUCUCGUGCCAAACACUCGUGAUUGCCGCCCAGUCACCUAUCAAGCCGCCAUACCAGAAUUGAGAACUCCG